AUGGCGCGGCUCCUGGUGACCUGCUGGCUGGUGGCCCUGCUCCUCAGCACCUGGACCGACGGCGCCUUCUCCAAGAAGGGCAAAGGCAAACCCAGCGGGGGCGGCUGGGGCGCCGGGAGCCACCGCCAGCCCAGCUACCCCCGCCAGCCCAGCUACCCCCACAAUCCUGGCUACCCCCACAACCCGGGGUACCCCCGUAAUCCCGGCUAUCCCCACAACCCGGGGUACCCUCACAACCCAGGGUACCCCCACAACCCAGGCUGGGGACAAGGUUACAACCCGUCCAGCGGGGGAAGUUACCACAACCAGAAGCCUUGGAAGCCUCCGAAAUCCAAGACCAACCUGAAGCACGUGGCUGGGGCAGCGGCAGCAGGGGCUGUUGUCGGGGGGCUGGGGGGCUACGCCAUGGGCCGUGUCAUGUCAGGGAUGCACUAUCACUUCGACAGCCCCGACGAGUACCGGUGGUGGAACGACAACAGGGCUCGUUACCCCAACCAGGUGUAUUACCGGGACUACGGCGCCUCCGUCCCGCAGGACGUGUUCGUCGCCGACUGCUUCAACAUCACGGUGACCGAGUACAACAUCGGCCCUGCUGCCAAGAAGAACACCUCGGAGGCUGCUCCUGAGGCCAACCAGACAGAGACCGAGAUGGAGACCAAGGUGGUGACCAAGGUGAUCAGGGAGAUGUGUGUCCAGCAGUACCGGGAGUACCAGCAGCACCAGUUCUCCUCCGGCAUCCGGCUCCGCGUGGCCAGCGCCUCCUUCGCCACCCUCCUCCUCCUCCUCUUUGCCAUGCACUGA
Molecule: messenger RNA, 801 nt
Organism: Chaetura pelagica (chimney swift)
Lineage: Eukaryota; Metazoa; Chordata; Aves; Apodiformes; Apodidae
Gene: PRNP
Product: prion protein
Exons: 1
Coding region: 1-801 (266 amino acids)
Biological process (GO): protein homooligomerization
Cellular component (GO): membrane
Source: RefSeq, a predicted model, not a curated record